Colletotrichum higginsianum IMI 349063 is the source of this 3402-nucleotide messenger RNA. RefSeq names its product Type III restriction enzyme. Gene Ontology annotation, molecular function: 3'-5' DNA helicase activity; hydrolase activity; four-way junction DNA binding. NCBI's taxonomy places the organism in Eukaryota, Fungi, Ascomycota, Sordariomycetes, Glomerellales, Glomerellaceae. Bases 1 to 3402 code for a protein of 1133 amino acids. Gene Ontology annotation, biological process: interstrand cross-link repair; double-strand break repair via synthesis-dependent strand annealing; replication fork reversal. The record is from RefSeq and is a predicted model, not a curated record. The transcript is spliced from 2 exons.
AUGGAUUCUGACGAAUACGACGACGACCUGGCAGACGAGGAUUUGGUGGAAGCCCUUAGCCAGAGUCAAACUGUGCCAUCAAGCACAUAUGUGUUUGAUGCGCAGACUACGCCUUCUAGGAGAAUAUCUUCAGUCACCAAUACUCUAGCUUCGUCCUUCGGCCGGACCGACACGGGACGCCAUUUUGAAGGCUCUGGUGCAAACACAGUGGCCAAGGUUACAGCGCCCAGUGCACUUCAACGGGCAGCAUCAACCCAACCUCUGGGAAACGAGUUGGAUGACUUACCCUCGGAUGCUUUCUCGUCUUCGCCGGAGCCUCUGUCUGCCGCGCCGCCCACCGGGAACGCGGUAUCUACGGCACCCAGAGCUCAGAAUGGGCUGACUCGCACAUCGUCGUCGACAUUUCGGCAGACAACUCUACUAGGCGGAAGAGUGGCAGACGACGCAUCCGUCCAACCUUCUCAGCCAGGGUUUGGCCGGGUCUACAGGGGAGACCGGCCAGCAGAAGCCCCUUCGCAACAUGCCAUCAAUCGCGAAGCCAUGAAGACCUGGUUAUAUCCAACCAAUCUUGGAGCCACCAGAGACUAUCAGUUCAGCAUCGUCAAGAACGGGCUGUUCAAUAACACACUUGUCGCGUUGCCCACGGGACUUGGCAAGACAUUCAUUGCCGCGACCGUCAUGCUCAAUUACUAUCGCUGGACAAAAGAUGCCAAGAUUGUGUUCGUUGCGCCAACCAAACCCCUGGUAGCGCAGCAAGUCGACGCUUGCUUCAACAUUGUGGGAAUACCUCGAUCCGAGACGACGCUCCUUACAGGCGACACGGCACCGGCCCUCAGAGUCGAUGAAUGGUCGUCCAAACGAGUAUUCUUCAUGACGCCGCAGACGCUGCAGAACGACAUCUCGCAUGGCUAUGCCGACCCGAAAUCCAUUGUUCUGCUAGUGAUCGACGAAGCCCAUCGCGCGACAGGCGAAUACGCAUACGCAAAGGUCGUCAAGAAGAUACGACAAUUUAACCCCUAUUUCCGACUAUUGGCAUUGACUGCGACACCAGGCUCAAAGAUUGAGACUGUGCAAGAAAUCAUCGACAACCUCGGGAUAUCACACAUCGAGAUCCGGACCGAGGAUUCGAUCGAUAUCCGCCAAUACGUCCAUCAAAGAAACGUCGAGCAAGUUGUGCUUGAUCCCUCUGACGAAAUGUGCGAGAUCAAGGAUCUGUUCUCCAAAGCCCUGAAGCCGUUGAUGGACAAGCUCACUCAGCAAAAUAUCUACUACGGCAGAGAUCCCAUGGCAAUCACAACAUACGGCCUGGUCAAGCAACAGCAGGAUUGGUUCGCCAGCGUCGGACGCAAAACCAACCCCGGGGUGCAGUUUAUGAUGAGAGCCAUUUUCAGCAUUCUGCAGAGUCUCGCCCACGCGAUCAAAUUGCUCAAUUUCCAUGGGAUUCGACCUUUCUACGAAAACCUGAAGGAGUUCCGGAGCGAGACCGAAGACAGAGGGGACAAGGGGUCCAAGUACAAGAAGCAAAUAGUUAACGACAAAAGCUUCCAGGAAAUGAUGACCAAGGUGGAAAAGUGGCUUCGCACUGAAGGCUUCGUUGGCCACCCGAAGCUUGCCGCUCUGCAAGACACCGUUCUCAACCACUUCAUGGACGCUGGUCAGACUUCCACUCGCAUCAUUGUGUUCAGCGAGUACAGGGAUAGUGCCGAGGAUAUUGUCCGGGUACUAAACGUCCACAAACCGUUGAUCAAGGCCACCGUGUUCGUUGGCCAGGCCGACUCGAAGCGGUCCGCAGGCAUGAAGCAGAGCGAACAGAUUGCAACAAUCCAAAAGUUCAAAGACGGCGAAUACAACGUGCUGGUCGCAACGUCCAUUGGUGAAGAGGGCUUGGACAUUGGGCAAGUUGAUCUCAUCGUGUGUUACGACGCCUCAUCUUCGCCCAUCAGGAUGCUCCAACGUAUGGGCAGAACAGGGCGAAAAAGGGCCGGUAACAUCGUACUCUUGCUGAUGCGAGGCAAAGAGGAAGACGCAUUUGCACGGUCAAAAGACAACUACGCAGAGAUGCAGAAGCUGAUCUGCGAGGGGAGCAAAUUCAACUUCCGCCACGACCUCUCGACCAGAAUUGUGCCUAGGGACAUCCGCCCGGAGGUGGUCAUGCAGCACAUUGAGAUCCCCAUCGAGAACACGCAGAACCCGUCCCUGCCGGAGCCCAAGAGGGGCAGGGCAAGGAAGAAGCUGCCCCCCAAGAAAUUCCACUUGCCAGACGGCGUCGAGCUGGGCUUCAUGAAGGCAUCAGACAUGGGUAAGAGCGGCGCGGCCCCCAAAAGAGGCCGCCCCAAGAAGCAAGAGCCGACAGAGGUCGACUUCGUCGCGGACGUGCCCUCGGUCAGCGCGGUCGUCCUCACAGAGGCACAAUUGGCCGAGUUGGACAAGGUGUAUCGGUCUCUACCCGCCAGUCGGGCCAAAAUCGAAGAGACGGAGAUGCCGAGUCUGGCUGCGUACCCCGCGCUUCAGCGACGCCUCCGGCCAGUACACAAAGUCCAACACGGCCAGCGAACGAAAAGAUUUGUCAAAUUGUGCCAAAAGUUUGCCAAGAACCAAGACACCAGAAGCCGCUACAUACAGCCAUUUGGAGAAGAGGACAUGAGCCGAUGGGAGGAUAUUCCGGUUCCGUCCUACGGUAGCGACACAGAAGAUGAAGCGUUUGCAGGCAAAGGGACGGUCAGAGAGCGGCAGUUGACGAUGGCGGUGUCGGAUGACGACCACGCCGAGGAGUCACGGCCAAAGAAGCGCAGAUCGACCGGCGCGCCCAAGCGUUCGGCGUUAGCAUCUGCCGCAGCGCUGAUAGACGACGACAUGGAUGACGUCGCGGACGAAGAGUCGCCGCCGCGACGGCAACUGAAGGCGAAAAAGGCCGGGGCCGGAAGGGGGCGUGGCAAGAAGGCCCCGAAGCUACGGGGGCGCGGCAUCAACAGCGACGAGAUCGGCGACGACUGUGACAGGGACAGCGAUGCUCUGGACACGGAUGGGUCGGACAGCGGAGGCGACCUGCUCGAUUUCGUCGUCUCGGACGACCAUCCCGUCUCCAGCAUCCCUCCGACGUCUUCGGUGCUGGAGGCCACAAGCCCAGCAACGGCCACAGCAGGGUCGGCGAAGCGCGACGAGGCUGCCCGGCCGUUUUAUGUGCCGACACAGUUCCCGGCGACGCAGGAGUCGGUCGACUCUUUGCCGGACCUCGACGACGUGCUUCUCAGUAGUAAAGGGAAGAGGAAGACGUCGCCGACGAUAGCGCCGACGGACGAGUCCGAGGAAGCGGAUGAGGAUGAAGAUGCUACCCCGCGACAACAGACGGGAGCACGCCAGCAGAGGAGACGGCCAGUGUUUGAGAGCGACAGCGACGAGUAA